This is a messenger RNA of Zootoca vivipara (common lizard), 7424 nucleotides long. RefSeq names its product ADAM metallopeptidase domain 28 (gene ADAM28). Gene Ontology annotation, molecular function: metalloendopeptidase activity. Gene Ontology annotation, biological process: proteolysis. Lineage: Eukaryota; Metazoa; Chordata; Lepidosauria; Squamata; Lacertidae. Gene Ontology annotation, cellular component: plasma membrane. The record is from RefSeq and is a predicted model, not a curated record.
AGCAACACCUUUGGUAAACACUUCCUCAUGUAGCAGCAAGAAUAAAGCCGAAGCAGUCAUUCUUUGCUUUGCACAGUCAAAGGCAGGCUGGGGACAGCUCAAGUUGGCACUUCGGCUUCUGAAAUCAAAGGGCUACGUCGCCUCAUCAACCCCCUGCCCAAAAUGAUCAAAGGCCUCUUUGUUACGACUUGCAUGGUACUUCUUCACCAUCAAGGGAACUCACUGAAGGAACUUCCUGGAGUGAAGGACUAUGAAAUAGUAUAUCCUCAAAAAAUCCAUGCGUUGCACAAAAGAGAUGUUGGAGGAAGUCAGAACCACAAGGCCAAGUAUGAAGAUGCUGCAGACUAUGAAAUGAGAGUGAAUGGAGAGAAGGUGGUCCUUCACCUCAAAAGAAACAAGGAUCUUCUUUCCAAAGACUACACCGAGACCCAUUACUCCCCUGAUGGCAGAGAAAUUACAACAAGCCCAAAUGUUGAGGACCACUGCUAUUAUGAAGGUUACGUCCAAAAUGAUACUGACUCUACAGCAAGCAUCAGUGCAUGUUGUGGUUUGAGAGGGUAUUUCAAGAGUGGUGGUGAGAGGUAUCUUAUCGAACCUCUGAAGUUAUCAGACAGUGAAGCACAUGCAGUCUUCAAAUAUGAUAGCCUAGAAAAGGAUGAGACCCCCAAGGUCUGUGGGGUAACCAACACUACUUGGCAAUCAGAAAACCCCACCAAAAAGACCUCCAGGAUGAGCACAAGUGCAGAAAAGCAGGCAUACCUGAAGGCCAGGAAAUAUGUCGAACUUUACGUAGCUGUAGACUACACAGCGUUCAGGAAGUAUAGCCGCAAUAUGACUGGUGUUAGGACAAGAGUAUUUGAAAUAGUCAAUUACAUAAACAUGGUUUACAAAGCCAUAAACGUUCAUGUAGCAUUGAUUGGCCUAGAAGUUUGGUCUGAUGGGGAUAAGAUUGAUGUGAAUGAAUCUGCUGGCAGCACUUUAGACCGGUUCUCAGCAUGGAGGCAGGCAGUUCUGUUGAAGCGGAAAAGGAACGAUAAUGCUCAGCUACUCACAGGAAUUGACUUCAGUGGACCAACAGUAGGAUUGGCCUAUGUUGGAACCAUGUGCAACCCUGCUCAUUCAUUGGGAGUUGUUCAGGAUCACAACCCAAACCCAAUUGCUAUUGGUGCAACCAUGGCCCAUGAAAUGGGGCAUAACUUUGGCAUGAAUCACGAUGUCAGUUUCUGUAAGUGCAGUUCUGGAUCAUGCAUCAUGGCGGCACAACUCAGCUACAAAACUCCCCGGGACUUCAGCUCCUGCAGUUUGCAGGAUUUUCAGAAAUACAUCAUGGACCGGACCCCAUCCUGUAUAACUAACAUGCCAUCUCCGAAAGAUAUCAUUGCAACCCCAGUCUGUGGGAAUGACUUUGUUGAAGAGGGAGAAGAAUGUGACUGUGGCUCUCCAGAGGAAUGCAAAAAUGACUGCUGUGAGGCUGCAACUUGUAAACUGAAGCCAGGUGCUAAAUGUGGAUAUGGGGAAUGUUGUGAAAAUUGCCAGAUUAGAAGAGCAGGAGCUGUAUGCCGGCCAGUGAAGCAUGACUGCGAUCUACCAGAACUGUGCACAGGGACCUCUCAGGAAUGUCCUGUGGAUCGCUUCCGAGUGAAUGGAUUCCCUUGCAAAAAUAACGAGGGUUACUGCUACAUGGGGAAGUGUCCCACUUUGCAGGACCAGUGCAUUGCACUUUGGGGGCCAGGUGCCACAGUGGGUGUGGAUUCUUGUUAUGCUAUAAACCAGAAUGGGGUUUAUUAUGGCCAUUGCAAGAAGGCUAAUGGCACAUACAUACCAUGUGGAAAAAAAGAUAUAAAGUGUGGCAAGUUAUAUUGUACAGGGGGUUCUCGAAUGCCUUCAACUGGAAGUCUAGUGUCAUUUGAUACAUGCAAAGGCAGUUUCCCAGGCAAGGACCAAGAAGAUGGUGGAAUGGUUGCCUCUGGAACAAAAUGUGGAGAAGGCAUGGUCUGCAGCAAAGGGCAAUGUGUCGAGAUUGAGAGAGCCUACAGGUCCACCAACUGUUCUUCCAAGUGCCAAGGACAUGCUGUAUGUGACCAUGAGCUGCUAUGCCAGUGUGAAGAAGGAUGGGCGCCACCAAAUUGCGAUGACCCCACAGCAAAUAGAUAUAUCAUCAUCAUUGUUGCAGUGUUGUUAGCCAUUUUAGUCACAGCAGUCACCAUCAUUGUCUUGUUCCGGUACAAAAUUUCAAAGAAGAAAAAUAGUCCAAGUGCCCACAAGAGUAUGGCUGGAUCCACAAACCAUGCCUUCUCAGGUCAAGAACAGAAGAGAAGACAGCAUCUUGGCCCUGUGCCUGGCCCUCCAGAGGUCACCUCUUCCAGAGUUCUGCUCCCUCCACCUCCACCCCAAGCAAACAAACCACCAGUUUCUGUUCAAAUUCCAGAUGAACCAUGCAACCACAUAUCAACCAUGUAUCAAAAUGCCAGAAUGCCAAUUGUAAAGCCAAACAUUCCUCCACCUCCAAUUCCAACUUCCAAGCCAGGUUUUUCUCCGGUCAACAGCACAGCAGCAGCAAUGAUGUCAACUCCUUCUCCCCACUUCAAACGUAAGACAGCUCCUCCACCUCCGCCCCAGGCAUUGAAGCCCCCAGGUAACCCCAAGAUAUGAAGCAAAUGAAGGACCAAACCAAAUCCUGUUCUCCAGUUACAAGGAACCUUCCCCCCAUCACCAAUUCCCCAUGGCUUUUCCAUCUGUGAAGAAAACAGAACAAGCUUUGUUUUUAAAGGUCUAAUGGUUUUGUCUGCAAAAGGAAUUGAAGCAUUUGCGUUCAGAGUAUUGUUGCCUGCAAUCCUCCUGACUCUUCAGAAAGUAACUGAAAGGUGCAAUACUCAAGCAUUUUGCAGUAUAUCCAUAGUGAUAGAAUCAUGAUUUAGGAGAUCCUGGUACAAAAGAAACGGUGAACUGAGCCACGUAGUUUUAAGCAAUGAAGUUUCUUUCUGGGCCAGUGGUCUCCAUGCCAGUUGUGAUCGCCCAUCACUGCCAUCUGUGGACAAGACAUGAGGUUUUUGGAGGCUGCUCAAAGCUUUAUGGGAUUAGGAGUGGGAUUUUUCCCUGACUACUGAACUGCUCAUCUUAUUUUCGUGGAGUGAGAGCAUACCACUAUGCCUUGAACAAUCCCUCAAAACAAUGCAGGCUAUUAUUAAAAUGGGGGAAAGUCAAUCUGUUUGACCCUUCUCUCCACCUUCAUGCGUCCACAAACCAUUACUUUCUCAGAAUGCUCAGACUCCAAAUCUCUUGUGCUUCACACAUUUAUUGCUAAACAGCUUCGAUAAUGUGCAAUGGUACUAGUGUUGCCAGCUUAUUUUACCAGCACUGCUCCUGUGCAUUUAACAACAGCUUGAUCUGCAGAUAUGUGCAGGUGACUGUGUUUCUCUCUCAAAUGCUGAUUCUUUCAAUCCAAGCUGCUGUUAAAGGCAGAGGAGCAGGGCAGUUGGCAACCUUAAAUGAUAGAAGGAAUCCUUGUAAGCUCUUGCUUAGACUAGAGUGCCAUUUUAAAUAGUUUAUUUAUCAUAGAGUGUAAACUUAAGAAACACUACAAUUCAAAUGCUCACAUAUGCUUUAAGCAUCUGAUUUGUACGUGGCUGUGAAAUAAGUUGGAAUACAACAGUAUAUUCUUUCUUUUUGGGUUAACUCUAUGAAAAGGUCAGUAGUGAAACAAUUACUGUAGAAAUUAGGGGGCAGCAAUGGGAUCCAAUGUACUGAUGUGUAAUAUCAAAAAAAAUCAGGUACACCAACACAACUAGAAGUAUAGACUUGUUAGGUCAGAACAAUUAUCUUUCAGCAUUUUUUUAAAAUAAGGAUGUUCUGAAAGUAUCCUCUUUUUGGAGUUCAGAAUUAUCUACUUGUCUUAAUUCUGAAGUGCAAUUCUUGAUUCUCCAUUGCUUGCUCACUCUCCUCACACGGAACACUGUGCCCACAGUUUACUUACUUUUCAGUUACUUCAUGUCUCCUCCCUUCUCUGCAUCACUAAAGCAAGCAUGAUGUGAUCAUAUGCACAGUUGCAUCAAGAUUCCUUGGCUGGUGUUUUUCCCAUGUGACAUGUGUUGUGUAUCAUGUCACAACAACAUGCAUGCAUGCAUCAGUAAUACACCCUGCAUUGUAGUGAGGGAUGUGAUCAUAUCAGGAUUGCUUUUCUGCAGUGUUUUACUGAGACAGAUAUGCACAUCAGGACUGGAAAAGUGGUAGACGGAAGAUGCAUAUGAACCGAAGCAAAUGGUGUGGUUUGAUUGUGAAAUUAAUUACAGAUUUUUCCCUGGUUAAAUUGGAAUUUGGGAAGAGCAGAACUCAGGGCUGGCUGGAACAGAAAUGCCAUCAGAGCAGGACUUUAGGGCAGAUAACAAGGGGUUUGACUCAGCAGAAUGAACAAGUGGACCCAUGACUGCAGAAGGAUUGGUUUAGCCACAUUUUGAAGUAAGCACAUUACAAUGUAAAACCAGGGAACAGUCUAAAUUGCCUAACUGGAAAGCUCACCUAUAUUCCUUGACCCACAAGCUGUACAGAGCUCUCUGGAGGAAGAUCAGGUCGAAAGAGUAAUCUAUGAAAUUAAAGGAUACCACGCAAGGCGCAGAAUCAAAAAUCCAUAGCACGUGUGUCUUCCUGGACCAGCAUUCUCAACCACCUGUUCAUGUUUUUUGUUACAUUCACAGCACAGAUAAGCCCUCAAAAUAUUUCUGAUACAGUCUUCAAAUUUGAGCACAAUGCAAAGAGUACAUACAAUCAGAAUACUGUGUAUACAGAGAGCUGUAAGAUGGUCUUUAUUUAUCAAUAGUUCGGAUGCAACUAGAGUUUGGGUCUUAAAUACAAGAAUUGUGAAGGUGGAGUCAUGGUGAGCAUUUAUGGAAAAGCAGCAGCAGUGGGGAAGGAGUUAACCCUCCCUGCUGCUUUUUCUCUACAGCCAGCGCCACAUUCACAGUGGUGCAGACAGUUCCUCCCCGCAGGGCACUGAGCUGACAGGGCACAAAAUUGAGAAGAUCCAUUUGGGGGGCAGAAAUCUUUGGUCUUGCACAUGGCACCAUGCUACAAAAGAUUACCAAGUCCACCUCUUCUGAAGCCCCUUCUAAUCUAGUAUCCCCACUGUUUAGCUCAGAGGUACUAGAGUGGCGAGUGUGUUAGAGAGAGAGAGAGAGAGAGAGAGAGAGAGAGAGAGAGAGAGAGAGAGAGAGAGAGAGAGAGAUUCCCUGCAAGUAGAGCAAAUAAAGCAAGGAGCCAAGUUGGUUACAACAUUUCCCCUGGCUGUGUUGCUUUUCUGCUUGCAGGGAGUGCUUCGACAUGGGGAACACACUCAAAUGGCACCUGCCUCCCACCUUCAGCCUCAAGCAGUCCCGUCUAUUCUGCCAUCCCCUUCAGGGUUCUACCGCCUCAUUCUGCUGCUUGUGGACAUUAAGCCUUAGAGAUCAGGUUUCUUGGCCUGAGGAGGAGGAGGAGGCAGGCAGGCAAGAAGAGGAAAAGCAGGGGUAAGGGAAUCGUUGGGCAUCACCAAUUCUCCCUCGCAGCUGUCCCUGCCUAUAAGCCAGACUCACAAAUAGAAGAUUGCCAAGUUUCAGCUACAGGUCACAUAUUUAGAGAGUUACAGUGGUACCUCUGGUUAAGAACUUAAUUCGUUCUGGAGGUCUGUUCUUAACCUGAAACUGUUCUUAACCUGAGGUACCAGGUUAGCUAAUGGGGCCUCCCGCUGCUGCCCCACUGCGAUUUCUGUUCUCAUCCUGAGGCAAAGUUCUUAACCCGAGGUACUAUUUCUGGGUUACCUGAAGUGUCUGUAACCCGAGGUACCACUGUAUAAUGUUUAAACACAAAGAUAAAAUCACCGCCCUGUCAACUCCCAACUCUGCUUUUAAAGCUCAGGUGUCUGGGGACGGCAUCCCUGCACAUUCCAGGCAGGAAAAGAGCUCAUGGAGGGUAUGGAGCAGAGCCACUGCCUUUAACAGCAUGCAUGGAAUCUCUUGCAGUUGUGCUCUCAGAUGCAUCCUCCAUGCAUUUCAAUGGGGGCCAGGUCAAGAAAGUUUCUUGCUAGCUCAUAUCCCUUUUCUCCAGCCAUGAGUUUCCUAUUGAUUAUUUCUUCUGUGCUGUGUUUCCCCACCCCACCUCGGAGGAGCUUUUUUUUUUUUAAUGUAAGUGAUUUUGCAUCUGGUGAAUGGAGAUUUUGAAAUGUUAUAUUGUUAUCUAUGGAGAAAGUGUAUUUACAAAUAUAUCUGUAUUUAAAAUGUUAUUAUAUAAAGUUAAACUUUUCUGGAAGAGACAAAACCCCUGCAGUAGAGUAUUAAGUCUUGUCUAUUUAUCCAUCAUUUUAUUUUGUUUAAAUUGCUUCUAUGCCGAUUUACAUUUCUGAAAAAUGUCUGGAUGGUUUAUGGCAGGCAUCCCCAAACUUUGGCCCUCCAGAUGUUUUGAACUACAAUUCCCAUCUUCCCUGACCACUGGUCCUGUUAGCUAGGGAUCAUGGGAGUUGUAGGCCAAAACAUCUGGAGGGGCGCAGUUUGGGGAUGCCUGGUUUAUGGCCCUAUCUCAGCAUGGCAAAUAGAGAAUGUUGCAGAAUGUCAAAACAAAGCCUAAUACAGAGUCCAGAGGAUGAAACCAUUAUUCAGAGCUCUCCUAGUUAAAACAGAAUAGAUGACACAUGUCUGACAGUACUGAACAACUCUUUCUCCCUUUUUAAUAAUAACAACAUGGGGAGGGGGGGUGACAGAUCAGGAUUGGGAUGGCAGGACUCUCCUCCCUGCACUGCAGUCUCAACAAAAAUCUCACACCCCUUUCCUGCAAGGCCAGAUUAAAGUGAUGGGGCCGGUGCUUCCCUGUUCCUUGCCAUGCCCCACCUAGACUUUAGGUCAAAACAGUACUUCAGAACUGUACACCUAUGUAUCUGCAAAGCAGCCCUGACAUCUACUGUUUAAAAUCUACAACUACAUUCCAAAAAGAGAUGUAGCAUUUUCAUAUUACUUUUUCUUCUGGUGAAAAGAGCUGUGAGCAACUCAAAUGCUGGAAUGAAGCAUGAAGUGCAGAAGACACAGGACAGACAAAAGGAACUAAACUAUAUGGAACGUGCUCCACCAAGAGGUAGUGAUGGUCACCAGUUUGGAUUGUCUAUAAAUGGAUCAUUAGACAGAUUCAUGGGGGAUGAGGCUACCAAUGGCUACUAGUCACAAUGGCUAUCUUCUCCUUCCACUGUUGGAGGCAGUAUGUCUCUGAAUGCAACCUCAAGCAAUCAGUUAUGAUAUGAUCACAGACCUGCUAAGCGGAAUACUGGUUACUGGGAAUUGCAGGUGGGGAGAGCCCUGCUGCACUCACUUCCUGCUUGGGGGCAUCACAUAGGUACAUGGUUGGCCACUGGACCAUCUUCUUACAUUCUUAUGCAAGUAACUAAACAGAGCUCCCCACUAGCUAUGUGA